AUGCCCUCUCGUAGCCGGCGUGCUGCCAAGUUGGGGCGGCCACCAAGAGACAAAGAGACGUCCUCCCUCUUUCGGCGUAAGACAUGUGAAGUUUGGAUUGCGCGUAGAAAUAGCACGUCUAAGUGGUGCUUGACAGAAUCAAUACAGCGGGGCCGAAAGCAAUCCGUAGAAACGCCAAGUGUGUCAGUUUCUGCCGAGUAG
Klebsormidium nitens is the source of this 201-nucleotide messenger RNA. Lineage: Eukaryota; Viridiplantae; Streptophyta; Klebsormidiophyceae; Klebsormidiales; Klebsormidiaceae. The record is from the annotation of a GenBank genome assembly.